Triplophysa dalaica is the source of this 1565-nucleotide messenger RNA. Its product is annotated as E3 ubiquitin-protein ligase RBBP6-like. Lineage: Eukaryota; Metazoa; Chordata; Actinopteri; Cypriniformes; Nemacheilidae. Gene Ontology annotation, cellular component: nucleus. The record is from RefSeq and is a predicted model, not a curated record. Gene Ontology annotation, biological process: protein ubiquitination; ubiquitin-dependent protein catabolic process; mRNA processing. The coding region runs from base 236 to 1429 and encodes 397 amino acids. Gene Ontology annotation, molecular function: zinc ion binding; ubiquitin protein ligase activity; nucleic acid binding. The transcript has 10 exons.
CAAGCUACGUUUUGUUUAGUGUUGCUAAUCGCGGUUCCUGAAAGCACAUUUCUUCAUCCUCGUUGUUGUCAAGUUUUUAACUUUUGAAGUUCAUAUUUGUGUUGAUUAUAUAUAUUAUAUUUGUGGUUAAUUACUUGCUGUUAUUUCUGUCAAUUUCUUCUGCAUUUCUGCAAUUUAUUGCAUUCAUUGAUCUGUUGUUAUUGUUGCAGGGGCAUCAGAACGCAGCCGAGUCAACAUGCCGUGUGUUCAUUAUAAGUUUUUCAGUAAACUAACACACGACACGGUGAUCUUUGAUGGCCUUCACAUCACUCUCGGAGAUUUGAAACGCCAAAUCAUGAGACGAGAGAAACUGAAGCGCUGCGAUCUGAGCAUCAAAAACGACCAAACCAAUGAAGAAUACACUGAUGAUGCGGACAUCAUCCCCAGUUACACCAUGGUGACCGUCAGACGAAUCCCUGGAACUGGACUAAAAUCCACAUAUAACAGACAUGCCAAUAACUGUUCUAAACCAUCCAGUGGAUCUUCAAAACAAGUGAACAGUUCAUCACUGUCACUGGAGCAGCUUUUCAGGACUGAGAAUCUGGCUGAGGCAAAUGCAUCAGAGGAGGACAAAAUAAAAGCUGUCAUGUUCCAGUCCAGCCUCUGUUACUAUUCUUCGAAUGAAGCACUCAGGCUGGUUGGAGGCCUUCCACCAAACUAUGUGUGCCAUAACUGUGGCAUCCCUGGGCAUCACAUCAGAAACUGCCCAAAGACACGGGAUUCAACUUUUGUUGGGGGUAAACGCAUUCGGAGAAGCACAGGAAUUCCUGUCAGCUUCCUAAUGGAGGUGGAGGACCCCAACAUGAAGGGAGUGAUGCUGAGCAGCAGCGGAAAGCAUGUCAUUCCCAUUAUUAAUGCUGAGGCUUACGCAUCUCAGAAGAAAGAGAAUCCACCUUUCUUACCCCAGAUCGAGUCCUCCUCGUCGACCUCAGAUGGAGAUCCAGUGCCCGAUGCCUUUCUGUGUAAGAUCUGUAAAGAUCUCAUCACCGAUGCUGUGUCGACUCCCUGUUGCAGCAGCAGCUACUGCGACGACUGUAUCCGAUCGUGUCUGCUGGAUUCAGAAGAACAUGUUUGUCCCACCUGCAAACAGUCUUGUGUGUCUCCUGAUUCUCUGAAUAUAAACACGUUCUUACGCCAGGAAGUGAACCGUUUUAAGAACAGAACCGAGGGGUCUGCUUUCUCACACCAGCAAAGACCCCUUCACUCUCAAUCGGCGUGUUCCACCACAAGCCCGAGCCUCAGCCAUGGAUCCAGCUCGAUUUCUUCUGAACCUCAGAGCUCUCGCACAAAUUUACCCUCUGGUAAGAGGCGACGGGACUUGAGCGAGAAUGAUGAUGAAGACAAUGGCUCCACACCUCUCCACAAGAAAACCAAGCAUACUGCUGUGUAAAGAACAUCUAGAGCGCUUCAUCAUCAUAAUGUAUAUAUUAUGUAAAUAUUAUGUAUAUAAUAAGAUAGCACAGACUUAAUAAAGAGUUAUAUAGUUUGUUAAUAUAGUUAAUAAAGUUUGAAGAGUGUUUAUGAAA